Messenger RNA from Clarias gariepinus (North African catfish), 2639 nucleotides. Its product is annotated as hepatic sodium/bile acid cotransporter-like. Gene Ontology annotation, biological process: bile acid and bile salt transport. Gene Ontology annotation, cellular component: membrane. Gene Ontology annotation, molecular function: bile acid:sodium symporter activity. The transcript is spliced from 6 exons. The coding region runs from base 173 to 1180 and encodes 335 amino acids. The record is from RefSeq and is a predicted model, not a curated record. Lineage: Eukaryota; Metazoa; Chordata; Actinopteri; Siluriformes; Clariidae.
CAGGAGACAAGUCAUCACGGUGCCAGAACAGAAAAGAGCCUGGAUGAAUGCCGCCAUCGAUCCCUGAGAGAUGGUGGGAUGAGGCGAGCAGUGCUGGAGGAUCGGAGGGAACGUGGUGCAGUUCGUGGUGUAAUUAGCGCAGAGAGAAAGACACCCUGAACAGGCACUGAAAAUGGACACCACCCGGAAUCAAACUGCUCCUACUUUCUAUGAUUUGGAUUUACAGAGCCAAAAUAAUUUCACCAAUGACACCUUGUCAAACAGCCCUUAUUCUACACUUCUGGAUCAGACCAUUAACUGGAUCUGCAUACUCAUCCUUUUUGACACUAUGGUUUCUCUCGGCUGUACAAUGGAGAUCUCCAAGAUAAAAGCCCACAUCGUAAAGCCCAAAGGCGUGGUGAUCGCCAUGCUGGCUCAGUUUGGGGUGAUGCCACUCACGGCCUUCUCUAUGGUUAAACUGUUCAAGUUCAGUCCUGGUGCAGCCAUGGCAGUGAUGGUGUGUGGUUGCUGUCCGGGGGGCAUGUUUUCCAAUAUCCUGGCCUUUGCUCUAAAUGGGGACAUGAAUCUCAGCAUUGUGAUGACGACCUGCUCGACGUUGGCGGCACUAGGUAUGAUACCCCUGCUGCUCUUCAUUUACUGCCAUGGCUUCUCCAAUGUUCAUGCCGUGCCUUAUGUUGGCAUCUUCCUGGCCUUGAUCUUGACUGUGCUCCCUUGUGCCAUUGGCAUCUACAUUAACUAUCGUGUACCAGAGAAGUCCAAACUUGUUGUAAAGGUUGGGCUGGGCAUAAUGGUGGUUGGUUAUAUUGUCUUAGGCAUUCUGCUCAGCCUUUUCCUAGGACCAGUCAUCUGGGCUGUGACAGAACGUCGACUGGUCGCUACAGGAGCACUGAUGCCACUUAUUGGAUAUGUGCUUGGCUAUGUGCUGUCUUUGUUCUUCAGUUUUGAUGAGCCCUGUAGGAGGACUGUUGCCGUGGAGACAGGUUGCCAAAAUCUUCAUCUCUGCUUCACAAUCCUAGAGGUGGCCUUCGAACGCGAGGUCAUCGGCCCAUACACUCUUUUCCCUUUUGUCUAUUUUCUCUUUCAAAUUCUUGAGGCAUUGGUUUUUAUCAUCAUCUUCAGAUGCUACAAGAAAUCAUCAAAGAACUCAGAAAUGGUUCGUCGUAGCCGCAACAUUAUUUAAAAAAAGCGACCUAUUCAAACAACUCCACAAGCUCUUGAUAAAAUGUCUGACAAUUAAAAUGCCAUAUUUGUGUAACAGUUCUUUAGACAUCAUUCCCACUCUGUGGUAUCUCACAUCAGUUUAUUUUACAUUUUGCACUGAAAAUAUUUGCUAUCGCAGAAUAAACAGUUGGCUCAGGGUCAGCGCAAAACUUCUCUUGUUUCCUCCCAUACUUACCUACAAAAUUGUAUACGUUUCAGUUAAAAAAUUUUAAUUAUUGUCAAGAAAUUCCUGAAUCGUUAUUGUAUUUAGUUAGCUAUUUUAAUUAGCGGUAGGGUUUUCAAUAUGGGUUUCAUUUAUAUUCAUAGAGAUCAGGGAGAGAUUCCCAGUUUUAGUAAAGCCUCAUAAAUGUGUGUCUAUGCCUAAGAGCUAAAGUGUCAUCGAAAAAACAAACAAGCAAACAGGUUUAUAAAAAAUGAAGGCUCCCAACUCUUAUGAAUUACACUUAGCCAGGUGUGGAGAAUUUAUCCUCGGGAAAUAACGAUGGUGGAGGAGAAGCCAAUGUGUGGGAACGUACAAAACGUGAGAGAGUGAAGAUAACAAGUAGAAGCUGAUGAACUGGGUAGGGCUCCUAGCUGGGAAUUCUGGGAAUUAUUCUUGCUGGAGGAUGAACGGCUUGUGACAAACUUCUUAUUUUAAUAAAGAACAACUUUUUUGGCUUGUUGGCAACAAAUUAUGUUAAAUUGCAGUAUGUCAGGUUGGUUACUGAAAAAGAUUUGAAUAAGUAAAUAUAUCAUAUUAUUUAUUCUAUUUUUGUCAUGCAAUGGUUUAGCACCCCAUCCAGGGUGUUUACUGCGACAUGCCAAAGUUUCUGGGAUAGACUUAAGGCCGAUCUACACACAACCUGGCACAUGUUUUAUGCUGGAUGCCCUUCUUGGCGGAACCAUCCAAUUUUAUCCAGGCUUGGGACCGGCACCGCAUCCAGUAGCUGUGGUUUGGGAGUAAAUUGAACUUGGGCUUUCUGCUUAGCAGGAAACAAACCUACCACUGAGCCACCAUGCCAUGUGUCUUAUUCUUUUUGGAGAGAAUGACCUUUUUUUUCCUAGCCACUCUAUCUUGAACACAAGACUUGGUCUUUUUUUUUUUUUUUUUUACUAAUUUGUUGUCAUGAAUGUUUUUGUCAUUGUCUCUGUAGCUCUAUUAGAAAUGAGUCCUUCUCAGUGUAUGAUGGCCAUAUGAUCCUUACCAGACAGAAGAUUGUCUUAGGACAAUCAACUGCUUCUCUGACGUCUUGGGUGAUGUUCUUCUUGGCAUUACGUUAGGUUCUGCUUGGUAGUUAAUAUUCUUGAUGCCAACUGGUUUCAAAAAAUGUUGGUGAAAUCUGAUAUGAGGUUUAUUGUUUACAGAAGUUGGUGAGGACUGCAAAAAUUAUUAUUUAGGCCCUAUGAAUAAAAACCUAGGGUAAGGUUAGGGUUAGGGU